GAGAUACAAAAGCUCAGGUUCUGAAAGCAAAAACGAAAGUUGAGCUGAGAAAGAAAAGAUUAGCAGCAGCUUUUUCUCUCACGAGACUGAUCAGCAAUUUGAGUUCAUGAUGCAGCUCUAUGGAGCUCUGAUCCUGAGUGUGACUCUGUCUGCAGCAUGUGGAUUAAGAUGCUACACAUGCAUCUAUUCAGAUCCUAAAUCCUGCAUAGACACCAUAACUUGUCCUGUUGGCUUCGACCGUUGUGUCACUUUUAAAGUAAACGCUCUUAAUGUAACUAAGGGCUGCCUGCCCAGUGAAUACUGUGGUGCGCCUGUCACUUGCUGUAAAGGGGACCUGUGUAACAGCGCUAUUCCAACUGGUCCCAGUGCCAUCGUUCUGCUGGUAUCUUCAGCCAUCCUCAAAUUUCUUUUUUGAGGCUGAGGAAUGAUGUUGUUUCCUUGCUGCACUGUUUUCUGAAUCUAUUUUGUAUCAGUAGGGAAGAAAUAAACAACUUUGAAGUGCCUGAAAUAAAACUGCCAUUGCUAUUUUUAUCUGUCAUUCAGGGAAGUUGUGGGUUUGACCUAUCAAAAUACUGUAUUGGUGAAUGUAAUGUAUUCCUAAAGCAAAUAAAAAUACAGAAAAUAUGUUUGCAUAUUUUUUGAAUACUCUGAACUGAGUUUGGGAAUAUGCCAAAAUCUUUUUGUUUAUUUAAUUUUACUACAGCCAAUGAGAUCUAAGAGCACAGGUAGCUUGCUCUGUAAGGUAACCAGCUGUUU
Messenger RNA from Haplochromis burtoni (Burton's mouthbrooder), 756 nucleotides. Its product is annotated as lymphocyte antigen 6G. Bases 107 to 415 code for a protein of 102 amino acids. The transcript has 3 exons. The record is from RefSeq and is a predicted model, not a curated record. NCBI's taxonomy places the organism in Eukaryota, Metazoa, Chordata, Actinopteri, Cichliformes, Cichlidae.